AUGGGGAAAGUAACUGGUCUUAAAAGUGGGAACAGGAAUAAAUCCAGAAGAAAGAUCAGCAAUGAUCUAUUUGACUGGAAUUUUAUUAUCGGCGUUGACAAAAGUAAUAAGAAAAUGAAAGAUAAAACGGUAAUUAUUACUGGUUGCACGUCUGGUUUGGGCAAGGAAACGGCUAAACGUUUAGCUAAAAAAGGAGCCAAAGUGAUUAUGGCAUGUAGAAGGGUCGAUGCAGCAAAUACGAUUAAAGAGGAAAUAGUAAAAGAGACAGAAAAUUCUAAUGUCAUCGUACGUAAACUAGAUCUUGCUUCUUUGCAGUCGAUAAGAAAUUUUGCUGAGUUAAUAAACAAAGAAGAAAGUAGAUUGGAUGUUCUCAUUCACAACGCAGCUACAGUUCAGUUUUUACAAAAUCAAAUUACUGAAGAUGAUUUAGAGAUAACUAUGGCUACCAAUCAUUAUGGGCCAUUUCUUCUAACUCAUCUUUUAAUAGAUCUGUUAAAACAAUCACAGCCGAGUCGAAUAGUCAUAGUUUCAUCGGUAGCAUAUAAGUUUGGCUUACUAAACUUAAACAAUCCUAAUCCAACAAAUUCGUUUCUUCCUGUUAGACAUUACUUUACCUCGAAAUAUGAAAACCUAAUGUUUACAUUAGAAUUAGCACGUCGUUUAGAAGGUACUGGCGUUGUUGCAAAUUGUCUGCACCCUGGUAUCAUAGAUACUGGAAUUUGGAGAAAAUCGCCAAAUAUUUUAUAUUGGAUUGUUAAAUAUAUAAUAAUAUUUCCACUGGGAAUAACACUCGAGGAAGGAACUGAACGAAUUAUUUAUCUUGCUGAGUCCGAAGAAAUCAAUGGAGUAUCUGGAAAAUAUUUUGUUAAAUAUUAUAGACAUUUUGCGAAAAAUAGCUUAACGACUAUAAUCCGGAAUCCUGACCUGAGCAAAAGAUUUUGGGAGAUCAGUGAAAGACUAGUUAAGUUACAACCAACCGAUCCUAAAAUAUAA
Polistes canadensis is the source of this 993-nucleotide messenger RNA. RefSeq names its product retinol dehydrogenase 12. Bases 1 to 993 code for a protein of 330 amino acids. The transcript is spliced from 5 exons. The record is from RefSeq and is a predicted model, not a curated record. Lineage: Eukaryota; Metazoa; Arthropoda; Insecta; Hymenoptera; Vespidae.